AUGACUGAAAGUGAUGUCUCGACUGACUGCUCCUCGCCUAAAAGAUAUGCAGAAGAAUAUACGGAUCAGCAAAUCUUGAAAUGGGCUGGGAAGUUGGAACUCGAAUCUGUAGACUUGAGGGACAAGUCUGAGAAGCUCAUACAUCUUCUCGAGGGCAAUUCAAAAGUUUUGAAGACCUCCUUUGAGAAACUGAAUGAGGUGACUGGUGGGCUCAAAGAUCUGAAAGAAGUUCACGAAAAGCUCCAGCAGAUGAAAAGCGCAGUUCAGAAGGCAGGAAAAGAACAAAGCAGUCGUACGGCAGGUGUCAAAAAGCUUGAAAAACAAAUUGAGGGUGUACUGCAAGGCUUUUCAAAGUCGUACUCGCUAGAUGUUGUACGAGCGCAAAAGGAAAUCAUCGGAAGUUUUGGGAAACUUGAAGCUAAGUUUGAAGAACGCCUCGAGGAGUUUACGUCGGUAGGUACUUCAACCCUCACAAAAGCCCUUGCCGAGAGUGCAGGUGUUUUCAAAGACAUGGAAUCCCGACUAGACGCUAAAAUGGGGAGCUUCGCUGAAUCCCAUUCUGCGCAUUUCGAAAAGGCUGUGAAAGAAGUUCACAAUGAACUAGUCAAUUUGGUUAGGCAAUCCGCAGGUUUAACCCAAGUUUUGUCAUCGAUGUCGACAGAAACAAUGCGAGUAUCGCAGCGACAAUUACAUUUGGAACAGCAAGUAUGCAGUCUGAAAGCCGACAUAGCCAAUUUACGCGGGAACUGCAUCAACAGAAAAGAAAUUAUAUCUUCAAAUGCGCAUGACUCCAAAGUUACUAAACCCGUUUCUCCAACUUGUUCCAAAGAACAAACGCGCCACAGGAGGGCCCAGACCACACUUGCAACACGUUGGAUAAUUCCGUGGGAUGAGAUUUCCGAUUCCGAAACAUUACUUUCAUCAGAGUUAUAG
Molecule: messenger RNA, 933 nt
Organism: Lachancea dasiensis
Lineage: Eukaryota; Fungi; Ascomycota; Saccharomycetes; Saccharomycetales; Saccharomycetaceae
Source: the annotation of a GenBank genome assembly